AUGGCCCCUUACUUCACGGCGGAUAAGGAAGAAGAGUUUAAAGCUGUGCACAAACUUUUCGGCGUGAGCAACAUGUCGAAGUUGCUUAAGCAACUAGAGGACCAAAAUCACAGGACUCAGGCUGUAGCUUCUUUCGUAUGGGAAGCCUAUAUGUGGAAGCAGGAUCCUAUUGCCGGCCCUCGAGGCAGGUACAAGGCUUUAGAAGAGGAGUGUGUAUAUCUCAAAAGCCUAUUGAAAUCGAACCGGCCGCAACAGGAACCGGUGGGGGUUGUAGACCAAGGAAGUACCAAAGGCGAAGUCGAAUUCGAAGGAGGAGGAGUACCCAUUUAUGGAAGGGGUUUGAAUUAUGGUUAUCCUGAUCAAACUUUAGGGUUACAUCAUGGGUGUACCUCUAGUUUUACUUCUCUACUACAAGGGCAAGACACUGAAAGCAGAAAGGCUCUAGCAGAUUGUGUUUCUGUUGCUUCUACUACUUACCCAACGCCUUUGUCCCAAGUGAGAGGGUUUCAAGACCAAAGGAGGAGCGGCAUGGAGUCAUUCAACUUUUUUCAUCAGUACCCAACAUUUCAAGGAAGUAAUGUCAAUCAUAACUAUAGGCCUAUACAAGCUCAAGGAAGAGGGAGAGGAACUGGAGCUGGAGGAAUAAUGACAGAUUGUGCAAGAACCUGUAAUGGGCUUGUAGUCUAUGACCCUCAUACUGGGCAGGUACAAAAAAGAGAAAUUGGCGCAAUGGUGCCCCAAGUUGGCCCUAUUCUUAGUGGCCAUAGGAGAAGUACGAAUCAAAGAUUUUCACCUUAUGACCAGCAUAACCCUAUUCAAGUGCCAAGACAAGCGAUGAGGCAGCAAGAUCAAAACCAGCAAAACUUUCCAGCACAGCAUCAGUGGAAUACUAAUUGCCAGAAUUGCGAUAAUUUUCAAGUACAUAUCUUGGGGAGGAAUAGGCAGCUAGCAAUGGUUUUAGCUUCCCAGAACGAGCUUCCAUUGAAUGAGAACGACUCGCAAGACAUGGUCAUAUGCCAAGCUCUAAACGAAGCCAUGGCUCUGAGUCGCUCAUCCUUGCCUGAAACACACCAAAUCCCGAAUCACCAAUCGACUUCAAAUGGCCUCAAACCUGUUAAGAACGUCGGAAAGAAGCACUAUAGAGGCGUAAGGCGUCGUCCAUGGGGUAAAUACGCAGCUGAAAUCCGCGACUCUGCGCGACACGGUGCACGUGUAUGGCUAGGCACGUUUAACACGGCCGAAGAAGCUGCCUUGGCAUAUGAUCAAGCUGCUUUUCGAAUGAGAGGUACCAAGGCCAUACUCAACUUUCCAGCUGAAUUUGUUGCUUCGUUGUCAAUACAAAGAGUUGCGCCAAGCUUUAAUGUACCCAGUUGCUUAAAUAACAGUACUGGCACAACCAUGGAGGCACCAGAAACAUCAGAAUCUGAGAGGAAAACAAGUACUACGGUGGAGGCACCAUAUAUGUAGCGUCAGAUCACCUAGAGAGGUUUCGAUUUCAGGUUCUUAAUUUUCAAUGAAGGAUAAAGGAUUGCAGGCUUGAUAUUAGUUUUUCUUCCUUUGACAAGCUACUUUCUCUUUUAGUCAAAGCACGUGUAUAGACUAAACAGAGAGUAGUGUUUCAUAGUUUGUGUAGGCCAACAACAAAGCGUGCACAAAUGUAUUUUAUUAGAUAUUUCAUAUUUGUGAAUUGUGACGGUCAGCAUUCUCAGCAAAGUUUGCAACUACGCAUAUUUUGAACAUUUUAUACAAUUUUAGAAAUUACGAAUCA
Fragaria vesca subsp. vesca is the source of this 1768-nucleotide messenger RNA. RefSeq lists its product as uncharacterized. Lineage: Eukaryota; Viridiplantae; Streptophyta; Magnoliopsida; Rosales; Rosaceae. The record is from RefSeq and is a predicted model, not a curated record. The coding region runs from base 1 to 1467 and encodes 488 amino acids. The transcript is spliced from 2 exons.